AGUGCACUGGAACUCAGUGUCACUCAGUUUGAUGGAGAUGCACCAGAAUGCAUCAUCGUUGUAAAUAAACAUCAAUCUUUUGUGUAUCGGGAAAAAUUCCGUCACCGUAAAUAACUCGCGACCCGCGACCAUGUGCAACGAUGGCCAGACCCUGAAUAUCUGUGAUUUAAACGAAGACGUGCUGGAACAUAUAUUCCAGUUCCUUCCGCUCCGUGACCUGGACCAGGCGGUUCGGGUUUGUAGAAAGUUCUACUCCACCAUCAGUUGUUAUGUGUUUGCAAAGCUCAGCGCCAAACUGCUGCUGACUGGUCACCAAAGAAAGUCAUCAACAAACUAUGGGACCGAUCGAAAUGUGAUAGAUUUCAGUUACCGGAGGCGUAUGCAUCUGUUUGAAAAUUGGCGCUACGGACGAUACCGUGAAUCACAGCUGUUCCACCAUCGUACAAUCUACUUCUCUCAGGUUAUUCUGGAGAAACGAUGGCUGUACAUGACGCAUCGUGGCCAACUGCGAUGUCACGAAAGAGUGGAAAAGGAUUACUUAUUGAAGAACAGGGCCAGCUGGACGGUGGGCAGGGAGAAGGACCCGGACGUAAGUUGUAUCGUUACGAGACGACAGGUUCUAUUUGGCGGCCGGAUAGAUGGAACUUGUUUCGUGCACGAUCAAAGCAAUCAGUGUCACAGUAGGCUGCGGCUAGAAGACGACGUGAUCACGUCGGUCGACUUUGAAGGAGAUCUGUAUGUCUGUUCUACCAAGUCUAGCUGUACAUCAUUCUGGAGAGGUUCCGUCGAGUUCGGUGACUAUAGAUUGAAGUUGAUGCGGCGUCUAGAGGAACCAUAUCAGACUGUGAAGUUGUGUCCCGAUGCGGGGAACAUCCUGGCCGCGGGAAAGUAUCAUGAUCGCAGUAAAGAAGCUCUGAGAGUGGUGGAUGUUGAAAGUGGAUCAACAACGAAACUGGAUUCACCAUCAAAAGCCAUAUAUCAGCUGCUUUGGAAAGAUUCCAGCACCAUUUUGACGGGCAACUUUGAUACCACAAUGCGGAUGGUCGACAUCCGUGCCGCAUGCGACGUAGCAGUUUGGACCGAUCCAUACGAUGCUUCCGUUUACUGUCUGGACUAUGACGGCGGCUAUGCAGUGCUGUGCGGUAUGAAGUAUAACUUUCGGGUAAAUCUGUACGACUUACGAGUUCCGAAACGAUGCGUUCAGAUGUACUUCCCGUCGAAUAAGUUUUCCCAGUACUCACCGGUGCAUAGUGUGGCGGCCGAUUCUAGUCAAUUGUUUGUCGUAACGGAUCACGAUCUGCGAAUACUUAACUUCAAUGCACGAGGGACAGAAACGAAAGAUUACACUUGGGAUUUAAAUAAAUGGCUUUAUUGAAGAAACAA
Aedes albopictus (Asian tiger mosquito) is the source of this 1383-nucleotide messenger RNA. RefSeq names its product F-box/WD repeat-containing protein 4. The transcript is spliced from 2 exons. The record is from RefSeq and is a predicted model, not a curated record. NCBI's taxonomy places the organism in Eukaryota, Metazoa, Arthropoda, Insecta, Diptera, Culicidae. The coding region runs from base 131 to 1375 and encodes 414 amino acids. Gene Ontology annotation, cellular component: SCF ubiquitin ligase complex. Gene Ontology annotation, biological process: SCF-dependent proteasomal ubiquitin-dependent protein catabolic process. Gene Ontology annotation, molecular function: protein binding.